AUGGCAUUUAUUGGAUUAGCUGCCCUCGUGGCACUGGCCGCUAUAGGGUCAGUGCUAUGCGAGGACGAAACUAUAGGACCGAUAUUCAUGAAGGAACCCCCGAACCGAAUUGACUUCAGUAAUACGACCGGUGCGACUGUUGAAUGCGCUGCCCGAGGAUCCCCGACCCCUGACAUUAUUUGGGUGCGAGCUGAUGGAUCUGCUGUUGGAGAUGUGCCCGGUUUGCGUCAGGUUCAAGCGAAUGGAAACCUUCUUUUCCCGCCUUUCCGAGCGGAGGAUUACCGUCAAGAAGUUCACGCUCAAGUAUACGCAUGUCUCGCACGCAACUCAGUUGGCACCAUUCAUUCCCGGGAUGUUAAUGUACGCGCCGUGGUUGCCCAGCAUUACGACACUGACGUGAAUAAGGAGUACGUGAUUCUUGGGAACAGUAUCGUGCUCAAAUGUCAGGUCCCCUCGUUCGUAGCUGAUUUCGUUGAGAUCCUCUCUUGGCACACCGAUGACAACGAAGAUUUCUUUCCUGGCGAGAACUAUGUGGUACAGCAGCAGUACGAAUCUGAAGUAAAUAAUGAAUAUGUGAUUCGUGGAAACUCUGCUAUUGUCAAAUGUUCCAUUCCAUCGUUUGUAGCUGAUUUUGUGAAUGUUGUAUCCUGGCAGGACGAAGCUGGCAAUUCAUUCACUCCCGCGGAUAAUAAAGAAGGAGAUGUUGUAACGCAAUACUACGAAGCUGAAGUAGUCUCAGAAUACGUUAUCCGAGGAAAUACCGCCGUGCUUAAAUGCAAUAUUCCUUCCUUUGUCGCCGAUUUUGUGAAAGUAGAAGCUUGGGUUGACUCCGACGGUGGACAAUAUUUACAGACCGAUGACAUCGUUGUAAAUCAAUUCUAUGAAGCAGAGAUUCUCACAGAAUAUGUCAUACGGGGUAACGCCGCUGUUUUAAAAUGUUCUAUACCAUCUUUCGUCGCUGAUUUUGUAAAAGUGGAAGCAUGGAUCGACGAGGAGGGAGCAGUUUUGACUCAUACUGAAAACCUUGUCGUAUCACAGUAUUACGUGACCGAAGCCGAAAAUGAAUACGUGAUUAGAGGAAACGCUGCCAUUGUCCACUGCAAGAUUCCUUCUUUUGUUAGCGACUUCGUUUAUAUUGAAGCAUGGGUAAUGGAUGACGGAGAAAUUCUUACAGUAAAUAGUACAAAUACAGACAAGGUUGUAUCACAGCCUUUCGAAGCCGAGGCCGACAACGAAUACGUCAUUCGAGGCAAUGCAGCUAUCAUGAAAUGUGAAGUGCCGAGCUUUGUUUCUGAUUUUGUUUAUGUUGAAAUGUGGAUGGACAGCGAAGGAGGCACUUAUUACCCCAAUGCUGGCGAGGGUAAAUUGUUAUGUAGAGAAAAUAAAACUCCUGAAAUCCUGAUUCCCUUUAUUAUUGUUGUCACAGCUGUACUUCAAGUUUAUGAAGCUAGAGUUAAUGACGAAUUCGUCUUAAGGGGCAACACAGCCAUAAUGAAAUGCAUCGUGCCUUCUUUCGUUGGCGAUUUUGUUAAUGUUGUGGCGUGGAUUAUGGAUAAUGAAACUGUUACUGCCGACGAACACUCCUAUAACAACGACGUGGUUCGUCAGUCUUAUGAGCCUAGGGUCACUGAUGAAGAUGUUCUGCGAGGUAACUCUGCCAUUCUCAAGUGUGUCAUUCCAUCGUUUGUGGCUGACUACGUACAUGUUGUGGAUUGGGUGACGGACGAAGAUAAUUCACUCUCUACAUUUUCGUUCAAUGGCUCCGAGGGCAAUUACGCUGUAAAUCAAUUCUACGAAUCUCAAGUUUACGACAUAUAUGUAAUUCGUGGUAAUGCUGCAGUAUUCAAGUGCCAUAUACCUUCGUUUGUAUCUGAUCAUGUACAAGUUAUCUCUUGGCAUGAUACUGACGGCGGAGAAUACGCACUGAAUGAAAAUUACGUUGUGUCGCAGGCAUAUACCGUUCAUUUGGUCGAAGAAAACGUCUUACGUGGUAAUUCGGCGAUAGUGAAAUGCUUGAUUCCAAGCUUUGUAACGGAAUAUGUGUCGGUAGCAUCCUGGAUAAUUUCUGAAGGCGAAGACGAAAACGAAAUAACAAUCAGUAACUCAAUCGAUAAAGAGGUCGUUUCACAAAUUUACACUGUUAAUCUUUUGGAAGAAAGUGUAUUGCGAGGAAACGCUGCUAUUUUCAAAUGUCACAUUUCAACUUUUGUAACCGAAUAUGUUAGUGUAUCAUCUUGGAUUAUCUCAGAAGGAGAUAUUGAUGAAUUGGAAAUAAAAGCUGAAUCGAAUGAUCUGGUGGUUUCCCAAGCUUACACCAUUAAUUUGAUGGAAGAAAAUGUUCUGCGUGGAAAUGCUGCUAUCGUUAAGUGUCACAUACCAAGUUUUGUAACCGAAUAUGUAAUAGUAUCAUCUUGGAUUAUAUUUGAAGGAGAUGUCAUCGAAAAAGAAAUUCAACUUGAUAAAUCUUUCAGCUUAGUUGUUUCGCAAUCUUAUACUGUGAACCUAUGGGAAGAGAAUGUCUUACGCGGAAACGCCGCUAUAUUAAAAUGUCACAUUCCAAGUUUCGUCACCGAGUAUGUCACGGUCACUUCCUGGAUUAUCUCCGAAGGGGACCGGGAUGAAAUGGAGAUAAAUUUAGAUUCUGAUUUUAUUUUAGUCGUAUCCCAAGCUUAUGAUGUUAAGUUUUGGGAAGAAUACGUUUUGCGUGGAAACGCUGCUAUUUUGAAAUGUCAAAUUCCAAGUUUUGUCGCCGAGUACGUGUCCGUCAAUUCCUGGAUUAUCUCCGAAGAUGAGAAUGACCAAGAAAUAAAAAUAAAUUCUACUUCUGAUUUAGUGGUUUCUCAGGCAUACGCCGUGAAUCUGAUGGAAGAAUAUGUUUUGAGAGGGAAUAGCGCUAUUUUGAAAUGCCAUAUACCGAGCUUUGUGUCAGAGUAUGUUACGGUCAUAUCUUGGAUCAUCAACGAAGACGACAACGAAUUAGACAUCAAAUUAGAAUCAUCAAAUAACUUUGACGACGGCAAAUACUUGGUACUUCCAUCUGGAGAAUUACAUAUUCGGGAUGUUGGGCCUGAGGAUGGUUACAAAUCAUAUCAAUGCAGGACAAAACAUAGACUUACUGGUGAAACCCGCCUAUCCGCGACUAAAGGACGACUUGUUAUCACCGAGCCAGUGGGCCGGGUACCUCCCAAGUUUCCUAGUGCAUCGACUACCAGUGGCUACCAGUUUAGCGAGCUCUCCACCAUCUCAGUUCUUUGUCCAGCACAGGCAUACCCUGCACCAAUGUACCGCACAGGCUUUCCCGGUCCCACUAUUCAGGUAAACAUUAGAAUAACAAAAGAACAGAACGAAAUUCUUUCACCCUUAGAGCCCGUCGGUCGCGUUUCACCUAAGUUCACUACGGGUGAUAAAAGUCGAGCAUUUGAUGCUAACGGAGGUGAAAGUAUCACUAUGCUGUGCCCAGCCCAAGCAUACCCUGCCCCGGCGUUCAGGUAUAAACUAAAACAACCAACGAAUAAAAUAGCACCUCGAAAGGAUUCCACAAUAAAUUUCGAGGGGUGGGAAGUUUUCACCGUGGCUCAAAUGGAUGUGGCGUACUUGACAUGUCAAGUUGCCGCUUACCCGGCACCCUUGUUUAGAUGGUAUAAGUUCAUUGACGGCACGACAAGGAAGCAACCAGUUACCCUUGAUGAUAGAGUAAAGCAAGUAUCUGGAACAUUGAUAAUCAAGGAAGCCAAAGUUGAAGAUUCUGGAAAAUAUCUUUGCGUUGUGAAUAAUUCCGUGGGUGGCGAAUCUGUCGAAACUGUAUUAACGGUCACGGCUCCCCUAAAAGCUACUGUUGAACCAGCGACACAGACCGUGGACUUUGGACGCCCCGCCGUAUUCACUUGCAGAUAUGAAGGAAACCCUGUCAAGACUGUUACGUGGCUUAAGGACGGCAAGGACAUGAAGCAUCACGACGCUACUUUGAGAAUUGAAUCGGUAAAGAAGGAAGACAAGGGAAUGUACCAAUGCUUCAUCAGGAACGAUCAAGAAAGUGCAAGCGCCAGCGCUGAACUUAAACUUGGAGGACGAUUUGAACCACCGCUAAUCCGUCACAGCUUUGGAGAACAGACCUUCCGUUCCGGUCCAUCCCUCCGUUUGAAGUGCGUAGCAUCUGGCAACCCAACUCCCGACAUUGCAUGGCUACUCGACGGCGAUAAGCUGAACAGCGGCGAACGACUCCAGAUCGGGCAAUUUGUUACCGCCGAUGGCAAUGUUGAGUCGCACUUGAACAUUUCUUCGGUACACACUAAUGACGGUGGACUGUACACAUGUAUUGCCUCUAGCAAGGUUGGAAGCGCUACCCACUCGGCCCGAGUAAACGUAUACGGCCUGCCCUACGUCCGCCCCAUGAAGAAACGACCUGUUGUUGCUGGGGACAACCUCAUCGUACACUGCCCAGUUGCUGGAUACCCCAUCGAAUCUAUUGUCUGGGAACGAGAUAACAGAGUGCUACCGAUCAAUCGCAAACAGAAGGUAUUCUCUAACGGAACGCUAGUGAUCGAGAACGUUGAACGUAUGAGCGACGAAGCGACCUAUACUUGCGUAGCCAAGAAUUCUCAGGGAUACACUGCAAAGGGAACGUUAGAAGUGCAAGUCAUGGUUCCCCCACAAUUAUUACCAUUCGAAUUUGGCGACGAGCCCGCAAACGCAGGAGAUAUGGCAUCCUUAACUUGCGCUGUCAGCAAAGGCGAUCAACCUUUAAACAUUACCUGGGUUCUCAACGGGCAAGUCAUACCAAAGAACAAUAAUAUGGGAAUCGUACUAACCGUUAUCAACAAAAAGACCUCGAUACUUAACAUAGACUCUGUAAGUGGUAUACACAGGGGCACGUACCUCUGUGUGGCGACGAACAUGGCUGGCUCAGCUAAUCAUAGCGCUGUACUUGAAGUCAACGUCCCACCACAAAUCACACCUUUCGAAUUUGGAGAAGAGAUUUUGAACGAAGGAGAAACUGCAUCUGUAUCGUGCGUGAUGAGUAAAGGUGACCUACCGGUAAAGUUCACAUGGAGAUUUAACGGAGAGGAAGUUAAACCGCGCAAUAACCUCGGCAUAGUCCUCACGAACAUUAGCAAGAAAACAUCAAUACUGAACAUAGAUUCUGUUAGCGCUGUACACCGGGGCUCCUUUACCUGUGAAAUUAAAAACGACGCUGUACCUCCUCAAAUCUCACCCUUCGAGUUCGGUGAUGAGCCCGCCAACGCUGGUGAUACCGCGUCAGUUCAGUGCGUCAUGAAUAAGGGUGAUUUACCAGCUAAUUUCUCUUGGAGUCUUAAUGGAAGAAAAAUUGCUAAAAACAAUAAUAUGGGAAUUGCUAUCGGAGGAAUGGGCAAAAAGAUGUCUAUACUGAAUAUCGAUUCUGUAAAUGGAACACAUAGAGGAAUAUACGUUUGCUACGUUGAAAAUCUAGCUGGACAAGUCAAUCACAGCUCCACGCUGGAAGUUAACGUUUUACCCCAAAUCCAUCCCUUUACCUUCGGAGAUGAACCUGCUAAUGCUGGAGAUGCUGUUGGAGUACAAUGUAUGGUGACCAAGGGUGACACCCCUAUCAAUAUAACAUGGCUUUUAAACGAGAAACCGGCCAACGAGUUUUAUGGGAUUACCGUUUCAAAGAUUGGUCAUAAGUCAAGCACUAUUUCGAUUGACUCGGUAGCAUCCAUACAUACUGGAGUAUAUACUUGUUUGGCUAUGAACCGAGCUGGGCAUGCCAAUUACUCAGCUGAAUUAUCGGUUAACGUAUUACCUCAAAUCCAUCCCUUCACUUUUGGAGACGAGCCUGCAAACGCAGGAGACGCCGUCGGAGUGCAAUGCAUGGUAACGAAGGGGGACAUACCAAUAAAUAUCACUUGGCUUCUAAAUGGAAAACCGACUGGUGAAAUGACAGGAAUAUCUGUUUCAAAAAUCGGGCAUAAAGCAAGCAGCCUAUCAAUAGAUUCGGUUGGAUCCGUACACGCCGGAGUAUACACUUGCUUGGCGGCCAAUCGCGCUGGCCAUGCAAAUUACUCAACUAACUUAUCUGUUAAUGUUUUGCCCCAAAUGCAUCCGUUCUCCUUUGGGGACGAACCCGCUAACGCUGGUGAUACAGUCGCAGUUCAAUGCAUAGUAACCAAGGGUGACUCGCCAGUUAAUAUAACGUGGCUGUUGAACGGAAAACCGACUACUAAAAUUGAAGGAAUCACCGUAACAAAGAUCGGACAUAAGUCAAGCAGUAUAUCGAUAGACUCAGUUGCAUCUAUGCACACGGGGGUGUAUACAUGUUUGGCUGUCAAUCGCGCCGGCUAUGUUAAUUACUCAACUGAACUGGCUGUUAAUGUUUUACCCCAAAUCCAUCCAUUUACGUUCGGCGAGGAACCGGCAAACUCAGGUGAUACAGUUGGAGUCCAAUGCAUGGUAACAAAAGGUGAAUCGCCAGUCAAUAUUACCUGGCUACUAAAUGGCAAACCGACCGAUGAAGUUCAGGGAAUAACUGUUUUUAAAAUCGGACCAAAGUCAAGUAGCUUGUCUAUUGACUCAGUUGCUUCCAAGCAUACAGGCGUGUUCACUUGUUUGGCUGCCAACCGAGCUGGCCAUGCCAAUUAUUCGACAGAAUUGGCUGUUAAUGUUUUGCCCCAAAUUCACCCAUUUACAUUCGGAGACGAACCUGCUAACGCCGGUGACACAGUUGGAAUUCAAUGUAUGGUCACUAAGGGUGACUCUCCAGUAAAUAUUACUUGGUUACUGAAUGGAAAAAUUACCAGCGAUAUCCAGGGAAUCACUGUUACUAAGAUUGGACAUAAAUCAAGCAGCUUAUCAAUAGAUUCAGUUACAUCAAUACAUACAGGCAUCUAUACUUGUUUAGCUGAAAAUCAAGCAGGACAUGCCAAUUACUCGGCUGACUUGGCUGUUAACGUUGUGCCGCAGGUAACACCAUUCGAUUUUGGGGAAGACAUUCUCAACGCUGGCGAUACGGUUUCUUUAACGUGCACUGUUGGGAAGGGGGACUUACCUUUAACCAUUCAUUGGCAACUAAACAAUCAAACUCUUAACUCUGGUAACGGCAUAUUCAUAAACCGCAAUGGGAAAAGAAUAUCAGUUUUGAGUAUAGAAAAUGUACAACAUGAGCACAUUGGCAAUUAUACUUGCAUAGCUGAGAACGAAGCUGGCCGCAGUAGCCACAGCGCAAUCCUCAACGUAAAUGUCCCUCCACAGAUUAAACAUUUCGAAUUCGGCGAUGGCCCAGUUAAUGCUCAAGAAAUGGUUUUGGUAACAUGCGCGGUCAGCAAAGGUGACCUGCCUUUAAAAAUUGAAUGGUAUUUCAACGGAAACUCUGUGAAAUCUGGAGAAAUUGGAAUAAAUCUUGUAAACACAAGGCGCUCAAGUCAACUUAACAUCGACUCUGUUAGUCACCAAAAUCAAGGAAAUUAUACAUGUGUGGUAAAAAACGCAGCGGGUGCAAUGAAUUAUACAGCUCAGUUAUUCGUCAACGUGGCACCAGUUAUAACUCAUUUUGAAUUCGACGAAUCAGUAUUUUUUGGAGAGGGUGUUCAAGUGAUGUGCCACGUUCCAAAAGGAGAUAAGCCUUUAAAUUUCAAGUGGGCUUUUAGCGGUGGAGAUGUGAGUUCACUAGCCGGUUUAAACAUCAUGAACGUGGGGGAUAGGGGUUCAGCUCUAAUAAUCCCUGCGGUGACGGCUAAACACUCUGGCAAUUACACAUGCACCGCCUCUAACAUUGUCGCCAGUGCUAGUCACCAUGCCUCGCUCAAUGUCAAGGUUCCUCCACACAUCGUUCCCUUUAUGGCCGAAGAGCCAGUUUUCGCUGGAGAAUCGGUUCAGUUGACGUGUCAUGUAUCAAAAGGCGACGCUCCAAUCACUAUCAGUUGGAGCUUUCACGGCAAGGAUUUAUCCUCACAUCAAGGAAUAACUACGAUGAAGAUCGGCGAACGCACAUCAUUACUGACUAUAUCUAGUUCAACAGCUAGUCACAGUGGCGAAUAUUCAUGCCACGCCGCUAACCGUGCUGGCCUGGCUCUUCAUUCGACCACAAUUAAUGUCCACGUUCUGCCAUACAUCGUACCCUUUGAAGCGGAUGAGUCGGUGUUUGCUGGGGAACCGGUUCAGCUCACUUGUCACGUUUCAAAAGGCGACUUACCUUUAAAUAUCAAGUGGCAUUUUCAUGGGUUCGAAAAUUCAACAUCGCAUCUAGAUAUUAUGACGAAUAAAAUGACUUCGCGUACUUCAUUUCUAUCAAUUUCUGGGGCAACUGCCGGUCACAGUGGCAACUAUACCUGCGUAGCAACUAACAGAGCCGGUUCCACUAAUCAUUCUACUGCUCUCAAUGUUCAUGUGGUCCCGCAUAUUAUUCCAUUCGAAGUCGAAGAAUCGAUAUUUGCUGGUGAAUCAGUACACCUUACAUGUCAUGUAUCGAAGGGCGAUCGACCUCUUCAAAUAUCAUGGAGUUUUGACGGCCAUGAAAUUCCCUACCAUAAUAAUAUGGGCAUAACGACUACUAAGCUUGGAGAAAAAGCUUCAGUUCUAAGCAUUCCCACCGCCAUGGGCCAGCACAGCGGCAACUACACUUGUACUGCCAGUAACCGUGCGGGGCGCGCAUAUCACUCAGCCCUCGUCAAUAUUCAUGGUAUUGGAUCCUGUCCCCCUUGUACAAUAGUUACUGUAAAAAACUGUUUCGUGUGUAUAGAUAUAUUUGCACGUUUAGAUUUAUAUUUAGAAACCACUGUUUUCCUUCUAUCAGUUCCUCCUCACAUACUACCGUUUGAGAUUGAGACUAUCUAUUAUGGAGAAUCCGUACAAAUGGUCUGCCAUAUCAGCAAAGGAGAUCGUCCUAUGUCUAUCACUUGGACCUUUGAAGGCAAAGAUUUAUCUACAAAUAUGGGAAUUAAAACUAUGAAAAUGGCGGAGCAAACCUCCUUCCUAUCUGUUGCAUCUGUGACUGGUGCUCACAGCGGAAAUUAUACCUGCAUUGCAAGAAAUAAAGCUGGAGAAGACAGAUACUCUACAACACUCAACGUUAAGGUCGUCCCUCACAUCAAACCUUUUGAGUUGGACGAAGCCGUAUUUGCUGGAGAGUCAGUCCACCUAGACUGUCACGUUUCAAAAGGCGACACUCCUGUAAAUAUCUCUUGGAGUUUUCAAGGACAACCUAUAACACGCAAAUUAGGCGUGAAGACUACAACGUUGAGUGAACGUGUAUCCGUCCUUGAUAUACCUAACGCUUUGGGACUUAAUAGUGGCAACUAUACGUGCACGGCAACCAAUAAGGCAGGCACCGCAACCCACACCGCUCUACUCAACGUUAUUGUUCCUCCCAACAUUUUACCAUUUACAUUUGGCGAGAAACCCACUAACGUCGGCGAAUAUUUACAAGCUGCGUGCACUGUAAAUUUUGGUGAUCUUCCGCUCACUAUUACUUGGAUGUUUAACGAACAACAAAUUUCUCCAAGAAAUAGUAAUUAUAUUGUAAAUAAGUCCAAACGAAGUAGCUUACUGAUAAUAGAGUCCGUGGAUGCUAUACACGCCGGUACAUAUUCAUGCAUCGGAGAAAAUCGUGCUGGGCGAAAUUCCCAUUCAGAAGACUUAGUUGUCUAUGUUCCACCGUUGAUAAUGCCGUUCAAUUUUGGUGAGGUGCCUUUCAACCCUGGUGACACGGCGUUAGUGAAUUGUCUCGCCACCAAGGGAGAUUUACCUCUCGACAUAUCGUGGACGUUCAGCAGUGAAACUAUAGAUCCUACCCUCCAGCGAGGUAUCUCAACGACGGCUCUAAAUCCUCGCGCCUCACUCCUCACCAUCAUCUCCGUGAGCGCAAAUCACCAAGGAAACUACACAUGCAUCGUGAAGAACGCGGCCGGCCGCGCCGAAUAUGCAGCAACCCUCGUCGUCAAUGGCACGUCUAUAAAUGAUACGCUAUUACUGCCUCGCAUAGUUCCAUUCUCGUUCGAGACUCCACUGUAUGCGGGGCAGGCCAGUCAAGUCACUUGCUUGGUCUCGGAGGGUGAUCAACCCCUCGAUAUUCAGUGGUUCUUUGAAGGGAAACCUUUAAGGGAGAAAGCCGGCGUAACGGCAACUAAAAUCGCGCAGAGAGCUUCCUUGCUUCUGAUCGACCCGGCGGGUUGGUCGCACAGCGGUUCAUAUGCGUGUAUAGCGCGCAAUGCCGCUGGCAUAUCCAACUAUACCGCCUCAUUAGAAGUUCAUGUUCCUCCCCGUUGGAUUCUUGAGCCCACUGAUAAAGCUUUUGCGCAAGGAUCUGAUGCUAAAGUCGAAUGCAAAGCCGAUGGCUUCCCCAAGCCCCAAGUUACAUGGAAGAGGGCUGAAGGAGACACGCCCGGCGAUUACAAAGACCUUAAGCCAAAUAAUCCUAAUGUAAAAGUUGAGGAUGGAACUUUAGCCAUUAACAAUAUUCAAAAGACAAAUGAGGGAUACUACCUCUGCGAAGCAGUCAACGGAAUCGGAUCAGGGUUAUCUGCUGUUAUUCUUAUUAGUGUCCAGGCACCACCCCAAUUUGAGAUAAAAAUGAGGAACCAAACCGCUCGCCGAAGUGAACCGGCUGUUCUGCAGUGUCAAGCUAAGGGAGAAAAGCCCAUUGGAAUCAUCUGGAAUAUGAACAACAAACGUCUUGAACCUAAAUCUGACCCACGUUAUACUAUUCGCGAGGAAAUCUUGCCAGGUGGUGUCGUAUCGGACCUUAGCAUUAGGAGGACUGAACGAUCCGAUAGCGCUCUUUUCACAUGUGUUGCAACGAAUGCAUUUGGCUCAGAUGACACUAGCAUUAACAUGAUCAUUCAGGAGGUACCCGAAGCACCAUACGGCCUGAAAGUAUUAGAUAAAUCUGGCAGGACAGUGCAAUUAUCAUGGGCUGCACCUUACGAUGGUAAUUCCCCGAUUAAUAAAUUCCUGAUCGAGUACAAGCGAGCCAAAGGAAACUGGGAUAAGGAUAUCGACAGGGUUCUUGUACCUGGUGACGCCACUGAAGCUGGUGUAUUUAGCCUUAGACCAGCCACCGCGUACCACAUCAGAAUCGUUGCUGAAAAUGAUCUAGGAACUUCUGAGCCGUCUGAAACAGUUACUAUUAUUACUGCCGAGGAAGCACCAACUGGCCCACCCCAAGACGUCAAAGUAGAUGCCGUUGACAAACACACUCUCCGAGUUACCUGGAAGCCACCCCCACCUCACGACUGGAAUGGUGAACUUCAGGGAUAUUAUGUUGGCUACAAACUGGCUUCGAGCAACAAAUCGUUCGUUUUUGAAACUGUGGACAUUUCUAAGGAAUCUGGAAAAGAACAUCACUUGGAUAUUAUGAAUCUGAAGACUUACACUCAAUACGCGAUUGUAGUACAGACAUUCAAUAAAAUGGGAUCAGGCCCAAUUUCUGGUGAAGUUCGUGCUUACACUGCCGAAGGUGCCCCCUCCGCUUCUCCUCAAGAUGUACUAUGCACUACUCUAACCGCUCAAACUAUUCGCGUUUCUUGGGUUUCUCCACCUCUAGCUGCUGCAAAUGGUCUGAUUAAGGCUUACAAGGUUGUUUAUGGACCAAGUGAGACCUGGUAUGACGAAAAGACUAAGGACACUAAAAUCACGGCCAGCAGCGAAACCAUUCUUCAUGGGCUCAAGAAAUUCACUAACUACUCAAUGGAAGUGCUAGCGACUACCAAUGGCGGCGACGGUGUCAGAUCUGCUCCAAUUCACUGCCAAACCGAACAAGAUGUUCCCGAAGCGCCUCGCGCCGUGAAGGCCCUUGUUAUGGGAUCAGACUCUAUCCUCGUUUCAUGGAGACCACCGGCGCAGCCCAACGGUGUUGUCACUCACUACAAUGUAUAUACUCAAGCGCAGAAUGCAGAGCCUCAUCCUAAUAAGGUCCCUUCCUCCCAAACUAGCUACUCUGCAACGGAUCUGAAAGCUGGCCGUUAUGAUUUCUGGGUUACCGCUGCCACGAUGAUUGGAGAAGGCCAGCCCUCAGCAACUGCCUCCUGCAGCCCAAGCGACAAAGUACCGGCCAAAAUUGCAUCAUUCGAUGAAUCAUUCACCGCGACUUACAAGGAAGAUGUCAAACUGCCCUGCCUCGCCGUCGGUGUACCCCCUCCUAACAUUCUGUGGAAGGUAAAGGGUAAUCCCUUAGAUGCUUCCGAACGCGUUCGUCAAUUACCCGAAGGAUCUCUUCAAAUCGCUGGAGUGGCUCGUGAAGAUGCCGGUGAAUACUCGUGCCACGUUGACAAUCAGUUCGGCACUGACACUGUUACGCACACGCUCUCUGUUCUUGCACCACCAUUCCCUCCACAACUGGCUAUUGCCUCAUCUUCGGUAUCUUCACUGACUCUGCGCCUGAAGCCUUCUGUCGACGUGGACCAAUCACCUGCCGCUGGAUACACCAUCCACUAUAAACAAGAGUUUGGAGAUUGGGAAACUGUUCAGAUUCCAAGCUCUACCGAUACAUACACUUUAGAGAAUUUGUUUUGCGGAUCAAGAUAUCAACUCUACGUAACGGCUUACAAUGGUAUCGGCACGGGCGAAGCUUCAGACGUGGUGAUCGCUCGCACCCGCGGCUCAAAGCCACCAGUUCCCCGCGCGGCCGACUUUAUCGAAGUUGCGAGCUCAUCUGUAACUCUGCACCUAAAACAAUGGCUGGAUGGAGGCUGCCCAAUGAGCCACUUCGUCGUGGAGAAUAAGAAAAGGGGCGAUGCUGAAUGGAACCAAAUCUCGAACGCUGUGAAACCUGGUGGUAACUUCGUUGUCCUGGACUUGGAACCUGCUACGUGGUAUGUUUUAAGAAUAACAGCGCAUAACAAUGCUGGAUUUAACGUGGCCGAAUAUGAUUUUGGUACUCUUACAAUUACUGGAGGAACUAUUGCUCCUUUGCCCGGAAACUUUGACGGUGACAAGGAACUACCUCCGUGGGUCAAGGCUUGGCUCGAACCAGAAGUGCUAGUGCCGAUCCUGGCAACUAUCGUUGUGUUCAUCGUGGGAAUCGUUGUGAUCUGCCUGACCCUGGCUCGUAGGAAUACCCCGCACCGCCUGCGAGGUCAGAAGGACGUGUAUUAUGACGCGGUGUACAACGCAUCGCAAGCGGCUCUCGGCGGCGGCGGUGGCACGCUGGACAAGCGCGGAGGACUUCGCGACGAACUCGGAUACAUCGCCCCGCCCAACCGCAAGCUGCCCCCUGUACCCGGCUCUAACUACAACACUUGCGACCGAGUCAAACGUCAGGCUGUCAUCAUGGGCGCACACUCUACGUGGGACCCGCGCCGUCAUCACUACGAGCGUGUACGUCGCACGCACAUGCGCCGCGGCUCCGGAGACACCACAUCCACAGGCAUGGAGGACGAGAUCUGCCCCUACGCAACAUUCCACCUUCUGGGCUUCCGCGAGGAGAUGGACCCGAGCAAGGCGCUGGCAUUCCCCCACCACCACCCCGCGCACGCUGGCACCCUCGCUCACCCCCACCCACAUCAUCCUGCACACUCCCGCGCCGGCUCCCAGAGCAUGCCCCGUGCCAACAGUCGCUAUGCCCGCAAGAACUCCCAGGGAGGACAAAGUGCCAUUUACUCAACUGCUCCCGAAUACGACGACCCGGCCACCUGUGCUGAAGAGGACCAAUACCGCGCCCGCUACUCCCGGCCGAUGUACGCGUGCGGCCCCGAGUACGACGAGCCCGCCUGCUGCGCGCCCGAGGACGAGCAGUACACCGGCGCCUACGGCACUCCCUACUCCGACCACUACGGCUCUCGCCCCAGCAUUGGUACUCGCAAGUGCGGCAGUUCCCCCGAGCCUCCCCCACCCCCACCACGCAAUACCAACACCGACAACAACUGCUCCUCCUCUUUUAAUGAGAGCAAGGACUCGAACGAAAUCUCCGAAGCCGAAUGCGACCAACCCCGCAACUAUCCCGUAAGGGCCCACACUGCCAAGGACGGUAUGCACAGCGAGGAAAUGAGAAAACUCAUUGACAGGUCAGUUUUAUAG
This is a messenger RNA of Arctia plantaginis, 13986 nucleotides long. NCBI's taxonomy places the organism in Eukaryota, Metazoa, Arthropoda, Insecta, Lepidoptera, Erebidae. The record is from the annotation of a GenBank genome assembly.